Messenger RNA from Penicillium nucicola, 990 nucleotides. Its product is annotated as aldo/keto reductase family protein. The record is from RefSeq and is a predicted model, not a curated record. Lineage: Eukaryota; Fungi; Ascomycota; Eurotiomycetes; Eurotiales; Aspergillaceae. The transcript has 2 exons. Bases 1 to 990 code for a protein of 329 amino acids.
AUGAAGCUUGUUUUCGGAUCUAUGAAUAUUGGCGAGCCAGGCGAUGGUCGAACUCGCGUCCAUACCCUGGCAGAAGCCAAGGAGAUGAUCGAUCUAUUCAAAAGCUAUGGCAAUGUCGACAUCGAUACCGCUCGUCUCUACGGUGACGGAUCCUCCGAAACAUUCUUGGGCAACAUAAGCCCAACGGGCGUGAACCUUGACACAAAGCUAUUCCCCUCAGCCGCCAAUCCAAAAAUGGCCUUGAUGGGAACCCCCUACCACCACAGCGCCAAGGAUCUACGCCUCGGCUUGAUGCGAAGUCUCGAAGCACUCAAAGUUCCCAAGGUGCAUAUCUGGUAUCUCCACAGUCCGGACCGCACAGUCCCCUUCGAAGAAACUCUCUGCGAAGUGAACAAGCUCUACCAAGAAGGAUACUUUGAGAAGCUGGGAAUCAGUAACUACCAAUCCUGGGAAGUUGCAAGGUUGUGUGAGAUCUCCGAGAAAAAUGGCUGGGUCAAGCCCAGCGUUUGUCAAGGAAUCUACAAUGCUUUUCAUCGAGCGGUAGAGCCAGAGCUCUUGCGUUGCCUUCGACACUACGAUAUCGCAUUCUACUGCUUCAACCCACUUGCCGCCGGUAUGUUGACCAGUAGAUACUCGCGUGAGAAGCCUGAGGCAGCGAUCGGCGGGAGAUUCGAUCUGAACACUGGUCCUGGAGCUCUGGCUCGUCGGAGAUACUACCAAGAUGUGGACUUCGACGCGCUUGACAUUCUACGGCCUGUUGCGCAGAAGCACGGUCUGACGGAGAUCGAGUGUGCCCUUAGAUGGUUAUCUCAUCACUCGCAAUUAGUGGCCGAAAACGGUGAUGGCGUGGUUAUUGGAUCCAGUAGCCUUCAACAGCUCAGAGAGAAUAUGGAGGCUAUGAAGGGUGGUCCUCUUCCAGAGGAGGUUGUCGACGCCUUAAAUAAGGGAUGGGAAGUUAUUCGCGGGAAAGAACUUCUGUACUGGCACUAA